AUGGACGGCUGUAGCAACAUGCCCUCGCGGACCGCGGCAGAAGAAGAAGCCGGCCAAAACCUCUGCGAGUUCUGGGCCAGAGCGUGGCAAGAGCACGAUGCCGCCCUGGCUCUCCAACAGAUGCGAAACGGCACACUGUGGUUGUCGUCCACUCACAUUCCACCAACCAACGGCCUUUCCUGCAGGCGUGGAGUGCCUGCAGCUGAGGCGGCGGCGCUGGAUCGGGCGCUCCCCUCAACUGAAGACACCGAGAGCGAGCCUGAGAACUCGGUUUCAAGGGCUUCCUCGUGUCAAGGACUGACCUUCCAGAGGGCCGCCGAGGGUCUGCACCCAACGCCCUGCCCGACAAAUGCGUUGAAAUUGACUGAGGAGGCGAAGCGAAGAGUCCAGGACACGAUCCUGUACUCGCCGGCAUACAAGGCUGGUAGAGGUAACAAAGGGGUGCCUCAUCCCAGAGCUGCACAAAAGACGGUGGGUGCCGCAGGCCACAGAACCACUCGAGAGGCCGCUGCUUCCGAUGUCGAUGCGAGGGGCAGAGUGGCAAAGGCGCCUACGCGCGGGACAACGGUUGCAAUGAACCUGAAGCGCUCCAACGGGCUGAAAUCGGCUCGAAUCCAGUCACUCCUGAAGGGUUGA
Messenger RNA from Fonsecaea erecta, 636 nucleotides. RefSeq lists its product as hypothetical. The record is from RefSeq and is a predicted model, not a curated record. NCBI's taxonomy places the organism in Eukaryota, Fungi, Ascomycota, Eurotiomycetes, Chaetothyriales, Herpotrichiellaceae. Bases 1 to 636 code for a protein of 211 amino acids. The transcript has a single exon.